AUGGCAGGAAAGAAGAUCAUCGUCGUUUUCGGUGCCACAGGCGCUCAGGGUGGCGGAGUUGUUAAAACGUUUCUCAACGACCCGGUUUUGAAGUCUGACUGGACUGUGCGUGCUGUGACACGCGAUCCGUCAAAGGAGAGCGCCAAAAAGCUCGAGCAGCAAGGGGCCGAAGUUGUCUCAGCCAACCUUGACGACAAAGCCUCUCUCUUGAAGGUUUUGAAUGGUGCUACCGCAGCUUUCGCAGUUACCAAUUACUGGGAGAAAGUCAACAUGGAAUCUGAAAUUCAGCAAGGCAAAAAUGUUGUCAACGCAGCGAAGAAUCUUCUCAUCCAUGACAUAAUCUUGUUUACUAAGUCUCACACAAAACCUCGUGCAGUGACCAAUGGAAAGCUCCCACAUGUUUACCACUUUGAUGGAAAAGCCGAGGUCGAGAAGUACGCCCGCGAAGUUGGAGUCCCAGCCACAUUCUUUCUUCCGGGCAUUUACAUGGACAACAUCACGAACCAAAUGUUCCGAUUCAACCCAGAGCACGACACAUGGGUCAUGGCGGCGCCCUUGCCUGAAACCGCCCAGAUCCCGCUGUUUGACCCCGCCAACACUGGCAUCUGGGUGAAGGCCAUCAUCCGCAAGCGAGACCAACUUCUUGGCAAGCGAGUCUUUGGUGCAACCAAGUACUCCACCCCGACUGAGAUCGUCGAAGAUUUCAGGCAGACUUUCCCAGAGGCAGGGAAGACAGUGUCCUUCUUCCAGCUUCCCGAUGAGAUGUUCCGACAAGCGGCAAAGGAUGCUAUGGGUGUACCCGAUUGGCUUGCUCAAGGUAUCCUCGAGAACAUGAAGGUUAUUUACGAAGGAGGCUACUACGGUUUCAAGUCAUUGGACGAGAGCCUGGCAAUCCUUGAAGACAAGCCGACACAGUGGGUGGACUUCAUGAAGAAGUCUCCCGUUUUCGAGGACUUGAAAUAG
Colletotrichum truncatum is the source of this 963-nucleotide messenger RNA. RefSeq names its product NmrA-like family protein. NCBI's taxonomy places the organism in Eukaryota, Fungi, Ascomycota, Sordariomycetes, Glomerellales, Glomerellaceae. The record is from RefSeq and is a predicted model, not a curated record. Gene Ontology annotation, cellular component: nucleus.